This is a messenger RNA of Torulaspora delbrueckii, 1668 nucleotides long. It is a transcript of the gene ELM1, whose product is annotated as serine/threonine protein kinase ELM1. Bases 1 to 1668 code for a protein of 555 amino acids. Gene Ontology annotation, biological process: peptidyl-serine phosphorylation; autophagy. Lineage: Eukaryota; Fungi; Ascomycota; Saccharomycetes; Saccharomycetales; Saccharomycetaceae. The record is from RefSeq and is a predicted model, not a curated record. Gene Ontology annotation, molecular function: ATP binding; protein serine/threonine kinase activity. Gene Ontology annotation, cellular component: cytoplasm. The transcript has a single exon.
AUGAACGAGUCGGCGUUUCCGACCCUAAUUCCUACUACGACUUCCAAUCCUGUCGUUCAAGUACGACUGUCUUCGGAAUCGCAGUUCAAGAACACUUAUUAUAGCUUGGUAGAAGCUCACACGCAAUCAAUCAAUAAUGCCAUCAAACCACUCGUUAAGCCAAUCACCACGAGCAGUCGCCGUACCAUCAAUGAAUAUCAGUUGGGUUCAUCGAUAGGUCAUGGGCAAUUCGGUAAAGUUUACAAGGCUUAUUCUAAUGUUACGGGCGCUAUGGUGGCUAUCAAAAUGAUUUCGAAGAAACCACUCAAUAAUCAGUAUUCUAUGAACCAGACAAUGCGUCAGAUUCAGGCCUGGAGAUCAAGAGGUUUAGUCACAGUUAUCUCAGGUGACAAAGCAGUCAUGUUGAUGAAUGUACAAAAAUGCAGGUGGGAGAUAUACAUCAUGAGUAAACUAUGCAAUCAGUACGUGAUCUCUUGCAAAGAAAGUUUAGAUUCAUCACAGAGUAAAUCGAUGUGGGUCGUCAGCGAAUGGUGUAAUCUGGGUGAAUUACAAUGGCAGCGUCAAAGCAAAGAAGACAUACCGUCACAGUGGCAGAAAUUAAAACCGCAAUAUGAUGUAGCAUCUUUCACAGAGAAGGCUUUGAUAGAUUUGACUCAUGGGCUGAGGUAUCUUAAAUCUCAGGGAUGUAUUCAUCGUGAUAUUAAACCAUCUAAUAUCCUAGUUGAUGGCGUGCAAGGCGUGCUCAAGAUUUCAGAUUUCGGUUGCAGUAUACUGACUCCAGAAUCACUACCUUUCAAAGAAGAUUCCAUGGAGCAAUGCUAUCAAGCAGAGUUGAACAAGAUUGUUGGUACCCCAGCAUUCAUAGCGCCUGAACUUUGUCAUUUCGAAGAAUCAAAUUCAAACAAUACGAUCGACGGUUUCCAAUUGGAUAUUUGGUCCCUCGGCGUUACACUAUUUUGUCUUUGGCAUAACGAUCUACCAUUUUAUGGAGAAAAUGAAUUCGAUACCUAUCAAAGAGCCAUGAAUAUCUCGUUGGAGCCAAAAAUCAAUGGUCAGCCGAUAAAUGAUCUCAUCAUCUUGAAGUUGUUAGAGAAAGACCCUUCAAAGAGGAUGGAUAUCACAACGUUAGCCGAUACAGUACUGCCGAGAGGCUCUACGGUAAAAGAUAAACCUAUACAAACAUUCUUCAAUAAACUGUGGAAAUUCAAAUCGAAGAAGAAACCACCGGAGUCAGAUACCCUGGUACUCAAUGUUCGACAGGAUUUGACAGAUUCUUCUUCAUCGUUUUCGGAAGACGAUGAACCAGUGCAAGUAACAGAGUUCAUGGAUACAAAACCUCGCAACAAUACAAGUAAACCGGCGGAAAUUGAGUCUAAUGAUCGCCUAUCAAUACUUUCAAUCUCUCCGAUUAAGCUGGCUACACCGAUUAAGGCACUAAUACGCAUAAGAAGUUCACCAGCCACAGAUAAGAGUGACAAAUCGAAUCCAUCUUUGAAUUCGAGUUCUCCAUCAAAGCUCAAGAAGAAAAACAAUUCGAAGCGAUUGGCGCAUUCUCACGAUAUAGUAAACUUCAAACAGUUCAUUCAACCAAGAAACACAAGCAAUGAUAAAGCACCGUCAACUCCAGAAGAUAUAGAAGAGUAUUUGAGGUUUGCUGACACCAAAUGA